UGUGAAUCAUGGAUUUGAGUUUGAACUUUGAGGUGAGCCUCUGUCACUUUCUUUUAUCUUUUCUCUUUUUUUCAAAUCUGGUUUCGUUCCAUUCCAUUCCAAGCUCAACCGCACACGCAUCCUAAUCAAAUCAAACAGGGUCGCAAUUCUUUACAAUUCUAUCAAAUUGCGCGUUUCUUUGCAGCAUUAAUUUCCCGCUUCCGAAUUCCCAUCACAUUGAAUCUCGCCACCAUCAUAAAGGAUUGCACAUGAGGUUUGAUCUCAUUAUCAAGCAGUAGUUACCUGAAUCUGAUUCCCAUCACUUGAACAUUGUGUUUCAGGAUUAAAAUUUAGGUAUUUUGUCUAUGGUCUUCUUGAAAGCUUUCAUGCUUCAGUGUUUAGUAUAGAGCUUAGAGGUGUUUGAUGAAAGGCAUGGCUUGGAGUACUACAUCUAAAGGCUCUUCCAUAAUUUCUUCGAAUCGAAAGCCAAUUUCGUGGAUUGCAGUUUCAGUAGGAGUACUUGCAGUUUUCUUAAUUUAUGCUUCUUGGGGACUUGUAUCAUACCCUAUUGGAUCCACUGUUCAUAGUCAUUUUUAUGGUGUAGAUAAUACAGCAAAGGUAGAUGUGUCAGUACCUUCAAAAAAUGAAAAUUCUAAGGAUGCUCAAUUGAAUAGAAGUUCAGAUCUUGUUGAUAAUAAACAAUCUUUGGAUCUAGAUUCUCCCACGGUUUCAUCUGAUCAAUCUAGUGGUAGCAGCAUAGAACAAGCUGAUAGUAACUCAAACUCACAAGCAGGGUUGAGUGAGCAGACAUCAGAGCAAUCUCUGGUUAACAAGGAGGUGAAUGAAAUAGAAUCUACUGAUAGAGCGGGUUCUGAUUCGCAAGAAUCUUCAACUUCAUUUGAUGGAAGUAAGGAUGCAGUCAAUAGUAUAUUGCCUUCUAAAUUCGAUUCACAGGUUGAUAUGGUUUCGACGGCAACUUUGCCAGUGGCUGGUAAUGAUACAAGUAUUGUAAAAAAUGAGGAACUGGCCUCUGUGGAUUUGACCAGUCAGUCCAGUGCAUCUGAUGAGGAACCCGUGUCAUCUAGUGAUUCCACAUCAAAGGCAGUUCCAGAGCCAAUAGAGAAGCGAGAUAGCGCAUCUUCUGCUGGUUCAGCUAAUCCAGAGUGCGAUUUGUACCAUGGAAGCUGGAUACACGAUCCAUUGGGACCAUUAUAUAGAAAUGAUACAUGCCCAGUAAUUACACAGAUGCAAAAUUGUCAGGCUAAUGGAAGGCCUGACAAGGAUUAUGAGAAUUGGCGCUGGAAGCCAUCUCAGUGUGACCUCCCAAGAUUUGAUCCAAAGAAAUUUUUGGAGUUGAUGAGAGGGAAGACCUUGGCAUUCAUUGGAGAUUCAGUUGCAAGAAACCAGAUGGAAUCAUUGCUGUGUAUUCUCUGGCAGGUAGAGGUACCGAAGAAUCGGGGAAAUCGUAACAUGCAACGAUAUUAUUUCAGGUCCACAUCUGUAAUGAUUGCGCGGAUGUGGUCUUCGUGGCUUGUCAAACAUUAUCCUGAGCCAUUUGAUUAUGCCGAGGCUGGUGUGGAUAAGCUCCAUCUUGAUGCUCCGGAUGAGAAGUUGAUGGAAUUCCUCCCAAUGUUUGAUGUGGUUGUUCUUUCUUCCGGUCAUUGGUUUGCCAAGAAGUCUGUGUACAUUUUGAACAACAAGAUUGUGGGCGGGCAGCUGUGGUCGCCGCCCAAGUCUCAUCGGGACAAAAUGAAGAUUAAUAGUAUUCAAGCAUACGGUAUAUCUGUUGAAACGAUUCUUACUUCCAUUCUUGCGCAUCCAAAUUACAAGGGGCUUACAAUUGUGCGCUCUUACUCGCCGGAUCACUACGAGGGUGGUGCCUGGAACACGGGUGGAUCGUGCACGGGGAAGGUGAAGCCGCUUGGUCUGGGCGAACUGGUGGAAAACGAAUUCACAAAUGUCAUGCAUGCACAACAGGUUAAUGGUUUCAACCGUGCUAUGCAGAAUGCAACAAAUGCAUCAAGGUUGAAGUUAAUGGAUAUCACUGAAGUUUUUCAGUACAGGCAUGAUGGCCAUCCUGGUCCAUACAGGAGCACUGAUCCAAAUAAGAUCACAAAGCGUGGACCGGAUGGAAGGCCGCCACCGCAGGAUUGCUUGCAUUGGUGCAUGCCAGGCCCUGUGGAUACCUGGAAUGAGCUCGUGAUGGAGAUCAUUAGGCGAGAAUAUGAAGGAUCAAGUGUGUCGUGAUUAGUUGAAUGACUCUGUAGGAAAUGAGAGUUUCUUGGGGAGAGACAAAAAAUAGUUAAGUUGUAUCUUUUCAUAGAAGAAAAUAUUAACAUUGUAGAGAAAUUAAUUUAUUUGUAUAUGGGUUCGGAUGAUAAGCUAUUUGCUUAUUCCUUAACCCUCAAAAGCCAUUAGUACACCUGAUAUGGCUACGUAUGUCAUUACCAAGUUUUGAUUUUUAA
This is a messenger RNA of Arachis stenosperma, 2444 nucleotides long. RefSeq names its product protein YLS7-like. Gene Ontology annotation, cellular component: Golgi apparatus. Gene Ontology annotation, molecular function: O-acetyltransferase activity. The transcript has 4 exons. The coding region runs from base 403 to 2226 and encodes 607 amino acids. The record is from RefSeq and is a predicted model, not a curated record. NCBI's taxonomy places the organism in Eukaryota, Viridiplantae, Streptophyta, Magnoliopsida, Fabales, Fabaceae.